CGGAACCAAGCGACUGCUAGUACUGAUAGAAGCCUUCAUAGAAACCAGCGCCAUCGCUGAGUUAGCAUUCGAUUUUGUUCGAUUCUCAUUCCACAUUCUACAAAUAUUCAACGCCUGCGACGACGAGUUUUCCCGAUCGAACGCGACGCGACGGAGAUCCCGAGGCUGACUGAGCGAUGGCGGCCGGCGGCGGCGGCGGCGGCGGAGGGGACGGUUUUCAGCAUCGCGAUCAUGAUGACGACGACGAGUCUCAGUUCGACCCGCUGCUGCAGCUCAUCCAGGCGUCGCGCAUGAAGAACCGGAUUCUGGGAGAGCUGCUGCUGCGAGAUUUCAUUGAGAAGCAGCAGGUGGAGCAGCAAGAGUGGGUGCAGCAGCAGCAGCAGCAGCAGCAGCAGCAGCAGCAGCAGCAGCAGCAACAGCAACAACAACAGCAACACCAGUGGCAAUUACAGGAGCAGCAGCAAGUGCAGCAGGUUCAAUUACAGCUGCAGCUGCAGCAGCAACUGAGGCAGCAACAAGAGGAGCACCAGCAGCAGCAGCAAGAGAAUCAGGAGCAAGAGCAGAAAAUGCAGGAGAGCUUGCUGCGGCACCAGAAGUUGCUGCUGCUGCAACACGUGCAGCAGCAACAACAACAGCAACAACUGCAGCAGCAGCAGCAGCCAGCAGCAGCAGCAGCAGCAGCAGCAGCAGCAGCAGCAGCAGCAGCAGCAGCAGCAGCAGCAGCAGCAGCAGCAGCAGCAGCAGCAGCAGCAGCAGCAGCAGCAGCAGCAGCAGCAGCAGCAGCAGCAACAGCAAGCGAGGCUGGAAGCAAUCGAGAGGCAGCAACGCCAGUUGCUGCUAGAGCAGCAGGAGCAGCAACUGCUUCGUUUUCGGCUGCUGGACCGUCAGACUCACUAGCAGUAGCAGUGACUGCCGUGGCAGUGCCGCCCAGUUACAUGCCGGUAUUUGGUGCUGGCAGAGCGGCGGUGUUUCUGGGGAGCUUCGAGAGCAGCACAGGUGCGGGAGGGACGCCUGCAGUUCCUGGUGACGUGCAGCACAUGCUGCUUCUGGAGCAGCAGCAGCAGCAACAACACCAUGGGCGAUUACUGCAGCAGCAGCCACAGCACCAUCUUCAGCAGCAGCAGCAGCAGCAGCAGCAGCAGCAGCAGCAGCAGCAGCAGCAGGAGAGCGACCACAAGCAGCGGCGACAGGUUGACUCUGAGGUGCUGCAAGGGGAGCAGUGGUUGUGGUGGGGAGACCAACGGCGAGCUUGAGCUAAGAUGAAAACUCAUGGCUAGCAUUGGAUGGCAUGUGAAUGUUGCCCCCAUGGUAAUAAAUCUGACCUCAAGUUGGAAGUAGGAUAGGAAUACAAACAGCACAUGUCGUUUGAUGUGAGCUGGUCACUGAGAAGACUAGCUGUGGGUUUUAGGUAG
Closterium sp. NIES-67 is the source of this 1412-nucleotide messenger RNA. The record is from the annotation of a GenBank genome assembly. NCBI's taxonomy places the organism in Eukaryota, Viridiplantae, Streptophyta, Zygnematophyceae, Desmidiales, Closteriaceae.